Periophthalmus magnuspinnatus is the source of this 1906-nucleotide messenger RNA. RefSeq names its product myelin and lymphocyte protein-like. The record is from RefSeq and is a predicted model, not a curated record. The transcript is spliced from 4 exons. Gene Ontology annotation, cellular component: membrane. Gene Ontology annotation, molecular function: structural constituent of myelin sheath. Bases 100 to 588 code for a protein of 162 amino acids. Lineage: Eukaryota; Metazoa; Chordata; Actinopteri; Gobiiformes; Gobiidae. Gene Ontology annotation, biological process: myelination.
GAGGAACAGAGGCGGAGGGAGGGGCAGGAGGGUACAAAAACUGGUUAAACUUCUCUCAAACACUCACUCCGUAGAGACACGCUCAGACUUUUUGGGACUAUGGCCUCGGGCUCGUCCACAGGCGUGAUGCCGACAGGGGGACGCAUUUUCAGCACCGUCCCAGACAUCUUCUUCAUCCCGGAGUUUGUGUUCGGGGGUCUGGUCUGGAUCCUCGUGGCCUCCACUCGGAUCGAAGCUCCAAAUCCUCUGGGCUGGGUCAUGUUUGUUUCCGUUUUCUGCUUCAUCGGGACGACUCUGUGGUUCUUCAUCUUUCUGUGUGGAGCCAAUCAGAGCAGCAUCUGGCCAGGACUGGACACAGGCUUUCAUUUCGUGGCGAUCGUGUUUUACCUCAGUGCGUCCGUGAUUCUGGCGUUCUCCACUUUAGUAGCAGCGGCCAACCUCGAGGCGGCGGGCGUGGCCGGACUCCCCACGGACCUGCUCUUAAAAAACUACAGGCUGGACAUCUCAGCAGUGGUGAUGUCUUAUCUGGCCACGCUCCUCUAUUUCCUCCACGCCAUUUUCUCUGCCCUGCGAUGGAAGAGCUCCUAGAAGUACACGAUAACACAACGGCAUUUUUCUUGUUUAAAUAUUAUUAUUAUUAUUUAGUCACGCCUUUUCUCCAGAGUGGAUUAUUUGCAUUUUUAUGUAAUCAAAUAAAACAAACGUCAGUGUGAUUCCCUCAGUCUGAUCCAGAGUAAAAGAAACAGAGUGUUCCUUCCUCUAUCUAUUUUUUUUUACAGUUAUUCUAUAUAUUUUUGGCUGUAAAACCCCUCACCACACACUUUAUACACUUUUCUCACACAGGCGUUAACAUUUUCUCACGUUUCUCUCUCGUUUAAACUCUCUCAAAGUUCAAACCUUCGUAGACGCCUUGUUCGGAGCAGAAAUGUGAUUCGCUUUUGUGGAGAUUAACAAAAAACAGAAGUGAAUUUCUGUUGAUAUUCGAUAAAUCAUUUCAUUUUUCAUACAAAUCAUAAACAUAAUCUUGAUUUUUUUUGUUUUUUUUAUAUUGGCUGUAUCCGAAUGUCAACACUAUUCCCUACAGGGGGCGCCAUUUAUGAGGCCACAGCCAUUUUUAGUGUUGUCCAAAUGUCCAGUUAGUGAGAAAACAGUGCGUUCAAACUAAAACACAACUCAAAAAAGUAGAUAGAAGCGCAUUUAUGUACAUUUGUCUGGAAAAAAAAAACAUGCAAAAUCCGCGAAAACAGUGAAACCGUGAAAGGUGAACCACGAUAUAACGAGGGACAACUGUAUAUAAAAUCCGCUAAUUGGACAAAACGUUGUAGGAGUGAAGACGUUUUGCUCUUCGUUCUUCAGUUCUGGUCAGAUUUCUGCUGGACACUGCCUUAUAUUUAUCUAAAAAGGGACAAACUAACUACGCUGAAACUGGACGAGCAGCGAAACGACUUCAACUCCUACAACUUUUUGUCCUUUUUGGCAGGUUUUACGCUUUUCUUUUACUCUUUUACUAAACUUCUUUCAAUAUAAUCACACGUGGAACAACUGAGGAAUUACACAGACGUUAGUUUUGUCGAAUAAAACUAAAUAAAUUGACCGUUAAUUACAUAUAAAGGCAGUAAAAGGGGCUGUUGCGUCUGUGCUCACAUGGAGUUUACAUAACGUCUGAAGUAUGUGUGCAGUGAUGUGAUGAGUAUCAGAAAAAUCAGCGUUUUUUUCUUUUUUUUCUCUCUUAAUGCUCAAUCUUUUAAAUUAAAGUCUAUAAAACAUGUUCUUUUAAAUCUACAGCAUUUCAGAACUUGUGUGUGUUUUUACGCUUUUGUAUCAAACUCCAAAGUCUAAAUAUGUGGGGGCGGGGCUUGAGAGUUGGUCAUGUGACUGACUGUUUACUGUAAACUUGGAACAUAAA